Quercus lobata is the source of this 1755-nucleotide messenger RNA. Its product is annotated as F-box protein At3g12350-like. Bases 212 to 1603 code for a protein of 463 amino acids. The transcript is spliced from 2 exons. The record is from RefSeq and is a predicted model, not a curated record. Lineage: Eukaryota; Viridiplantae; Streptophyta; Magnoliopsida; Fagales; Fagaceae. Gene Ontology annotation, biological process: SCF-dependent proteasomal ubiquitin-dependent protein catabolic process; gibberellic acid mediated signaling pathway. Gene Ontology annotation, cellular component: cytoplasm; SCF ubiquitin ligase complex. Gene Ontology annotation, molecular function: protein binding.
ACAGUUUCCACGACUCCGAAUUCCCCCACUCUACUUCCUACGGUUGUAAAAGAAAGAUUCAACGAAUAAUUCCCCCCCGCCCAGAAUUAUACCAAAAUCCUUAUAAACUGCCUUCUUUAUUUUACACCCGAGAAAAUCAAUUCCCAUCUCUAUAUUCUCUACUAAAGUCUUAAACUUUCCUGAGAAAACAUUUUCCGAGUCCCAAGCAAAAAUGGCGAAUCCCAAAUCCGACGAAAUGGGCGGUUCCAUUUCCUUCACCGAUUUCCCAGAGGACGUUCAGCUCUGCAUCCUGUCGUUCCUCUCGCCCUCCGAAGUCUCCACCUUCGCUUGCACAUCGAAACGCUUCGUUUCGCUGUGCCGAAACGACGCCAAGCUUUGGUUCACCAUGUGCCAUAGAAGGUGGGGCUCCAAGACCCAGAUUCGAAAAUGGGGAAACGGCAAGAUCGCCUUCAGGCUUCUCUACAAAACGCUUAACGAGUGGGAAAAUCUCAUCGGUUUUUGGCGCCGAAGCGGUCGUGGAAAUAUCGGAAUCUCAUCGCCGCCGUUGGUUUUCUUCGAGUGGGGCCCAUCGUUUCUAACCGGUUCGAGAAUUUCCCCUUCGAAAAACGGUACCUACAGUGUUUUGAAGUCACCGUUUUUGUGGAUGACACUGUCGCAGGAGGGUCAGACCGUGAAUUUCCUCGACCCGGACGGUCGGGCCGAGGUGUUGGAUUGUGUCGGGGAAUUGGAUUUCUCGGAUAACGAUUUGGUUCCGGUGAAUUUGAGCUUUAUGGGGAAGACCCAUUUCGUUGUCGAAGAAAACAUGAACUUUUUCGCGUUUUCGAGUUCGAACUUUCGGAGGAGUUCGAGCUCUUCGAAUAUGAGAUGUGACGAUGAAACAGAGGAUUCGAUUGGAGGAGAUAGUGGGUCCUUCUCGCCGAGUCACUCACCUGGGAGCUUACCGGACCGGUUAAUGUCGGAGAUGUAUCAGCAUUUUGCGAACCGGACGAGUCCAGGUAGUGGGGAUAAGAGGAGGCAGAGGAGGAAAGAGAAGGAGAGACAAGGGAAGAGGAAAUGGGAGGCUGAGCAUUUCGUCAAGAUCGUUAAUUGCUCGCCCACGCUGACUCGCCCUUUGCAGGGCCUCUGGAAGGGAAUUUAUGAUGACAUGAGCUUGAAUUUCUAUCUUGUGGUAUAUGAAGACAAUGGGGGCAUCAUAUGCCGGAGGGUUGGAGACUCUUCUGAACGUCUCUCUAGUUAUGGUCUAGUAUUUUGGACAUCAAAUGCUAAAUUCAUAGAGUCUCCACUUUCCCCGGAGGAAAAAUAUUUGUAUGAUUCUCGCAUGCAUGUUCGACCACUUGCAGCAGAAAAUUACAUUCAUGAGGAACUCCUUUCAGAAGAAACUGAGAUGGUCUCUCGCAUUCUUAACAUAAACUCAAGUUAUGAUUUAGUUAUUCCAGACUUGGCUGGAAGUACUACGAAUCCCCGGAACGUGGAGGGAAGGAUUUGGCAGUACAUUAGUGGUACCUUUGGGUUUGGGUUUCUUCGGGACAAUUUUAUCAUAGACCUGAAGCAUGUUUCCCAGAAUGGUUGUGUUCUUGAUACAAAGGAGCUCUGUAGUGAUUAAUUUCCUGUUUGGAAUCAUUCUUGUACAUAAGUUGCGUAGCUUAUGCACUUUGUGCUCUUUGUAUCAUGUCCUGUUCUGAUUUUAUUGGAUGUCCCUGAAGGGACAGUGUACUAUAUCUGUUUGUAAAAUUAAAUUAAAUAAUAAUAUCAAUU